CUCAAAUAAAUUCAAUGAUAUUCGAUCGAAAGCAUUCAUAACUGAAACAGAGAUACUAAUUAAUAUCAAGAGAUGACGCUGCUAUCCACUCUAUUUCAGGCAAAGGAGCUGCGCGCUGGCAAUACGGAAGCGUGGCCCAACAUGAUUAAACUGCGACCAUAUGUGCCCUCCAAGCGCAUCGCCAUACGGGACUCCUCGAUUGAUGAAGACAUCAGCGACGACGUGGACGAUGAGGUGUUCAUCAAGGACGCCAGAUCCGCCAAGCGCAGUGAAGAGCAGGGACUGAAGCGUCCGUUGAUGGCGCCGCGUCGCAAGCACAGCUCCGGCUCGAUCAACAGCUCGACGCCCAUUAUGAAGCAGCACAAGAGGCGGCGCUGCUGCCGCUGCUGUGAGCCCUUCUGCUACGCCUUGGCCGCGCUGACCGUGCUCUGCGCGCUGCUCAGCCUGGGGGCGCUGAUGCUGACGCUGUUCCCGCAGCCGAUGCAGCGCAUCCAUCACUGGUGGCGCGAGGAUGCCCAGCUGGCAAUGUUGUCCAUCAAUGGUGACGGCAGCGGCGGCAGGAUCAGCUAUGGCAACCGCCUGGGCACAGAAUUCGUGCCCUGCACUCAGAUCAGCGUGCAGCGCUUGUGGACGCGCAGCUUGGCCCGGAUGAACAGCGAGAGUCCGUUGCGGGCGGCCGAUCUGAAUGGCGACGGCAUCAAGGACGUCAUCUUUGGCUACGGCGUGGAUGACAAUAUACAUUACGAGGGCAUUCCGCUGCCACGCUGCAAGUCCGCCCAGCAGGGCGACGACGUGCCCUGCGAGGGCGGAGUCGUGGCGCUCAACGGGCGCGACGGCUCCACGCUGUGGCAAACGUGGAGCGUGGCGAAUGUCUUCUCGCUGCACUGCAACGCGGACAUAGAUCGGGAUGGCGGCGUCGACUGCGUAGCGGCAGGCAGAUUGGGCAUGAUCUUUGCCAUCAAUGGACGCACCGGCCAGGUCAUCUGGAACUUCCACGAACUGGAGGUGGAGACCAACUCGCCCAUUGUAAUGGAUCUCUACACGAUCAACGUGCUGCGCGACCUGGACGGCGAUGAGGUGCCGGAGCUGAUAGCCGCGCAUCUCGAGGAGCGCGAGGAGUCCAAGGCGGGCCACAUCAAGCUCAUCUCGGGCAAGACGGGCAAGGUGCUGCGCAGCAUACCCACGCCGCACCGCGAGGAGAUGUUCGUGCCCAUCCAGCUGCUGACCCGCGCCGACGGCACCGAGCUGCUGCUCAUGCUGACCGGCGGCCAGAACACGGCUGGUGGCAUCUACAGUCUCCGGUUGCUCACGCUGAUGGCGCACACGAGCGAGAAGCACUUCACUCCACUGUAUCAGCAGUCCAGGUCUGGCUUGAUGGUGCCUGCCGUGCUGACCGAUCUCAAUGGCGAUGGCAUCACCGACGUGGUCGUCGCCGCCUUCAACAGCAGCGUCUUUGCCUUCGACGGCAAUAACUAUAGCCAACUCUGGAACUACACGUUCCCGGCCAGCGAGUGCGUCAGCGCCAUUGUGCCGGGCCACUUUGAUCGGGACAAUGUCACCGACUUCAUGGUCAAAUACAAUACUGGUCCGGGCUUCCCCGUCUACUACUACUCGCAGACCACAAUUCUGGACGGGCGCACCGGGCAGCCGCUGCUUGAUGCCAUGAUGACGGACGCGGGAGGCGCCAGUAGCCUGCUGGGCGGCGUGUCGAUUUCGCAGAGCUUUGGCGGGGACUUCUUCCUGCACUGGCAGCUGCAGUGCCGCAACAGACCCAAUGCCCGGGAUGCCUACGAGUUUGUGCCGGACAGCGACAUCAUCUUGCAGGCACGGGCGGACACCUGCAGGCUGCGCUACAACGAAUCGACGGUGCUCAAGCUCUAUGCGAUCGCACGGCACAUUGAGCCGCCGGGCGCGGUGCUGUUUAGCACAGAUGAUCUGGAGGUGCAGCUGAAUCGCACACAGAGGCCGUCGCCGACGGGCAAACAGUCGCCGUUAAAGCAUCCCAAGCUGCUCAAGAAGCUGCUGGCCAAUCGGGAACAGUUGCUCAGGCAGGCGGCCGCAGCUGAUGCAGCGGAGGAGCUGCAGUCGCAGGCACAGUCUGGUGCGGGUGCGGUCAAGUACACUAAGCACCGCAAGCAUCCGCUGCCGGAGCUUCUGCCGGACAACGAGCUGCCCGGCUUCGGCGGUGGCUACAUCAAGGAGCCCUACAAAGAAUUUAAGGACUACGAGCCAUUGCCGCUGCCUGCAGAGAAUCCCAAUGCCAUGCGCGUGCCGGAGGAGUACGAGCUAGUCUACAACGAUGAGGUGCCCCAGAUGCCAGAGCAAAACGAGCGACCCAUCCACUUGCGCAGCAAAUAUCCCAGUGGCAACAAUCGGGAUGUGCGCAGUGGCAAGCUGGAGGGGAUCAGCAGCACCAGCAGCCCCACCACCAGCACCUCUAGUCUGCCGCUGUCGGCGCAGUCGCCGCUUAGCUUGUGGGAUCUGGAGCUCGACAAUGAGGCCCAAGAGCAGGCAGCAGAUGCAGCAGCUGCAGCGGCAGCUGUAACCGCCUCCAGCACACAGUCGCAGUACCGCCGACGCAAGCGACAGCGACGCGAUGAUUCAGCUGCGGCCAGCAGCAGCAGCAGUGCUUCCUCUACAGCUGGCGAGGAUGGGGUAGCGACGACUGAGACUGCACAGACAGAGGACUGGUAUUUGGCAUCCAUCUCGUCAACGGGCAUGCUGCUCAAGGCGCUGUCCAAUGUGAGCUCCGCGCUCGACUUUGCCUUCGUGCUCAACAUACGGGAGUCGGAGGCGUAUCCACCGUUAUUCUCGCCGCAGGAUCUCAGCUGCGUCGAGGAGAAAAUAAGCGCCUAUAAAAGCUAUACCGCCGAUAACUUGCGCGUGCUGCGCAAGCAAUUCCUUAAACAGUGCCUGAGCGAGCGGCUCGUGGACACGGAGCCCGACUUGCCGAAGUACGAGGCACAGUUGAUAAUUACAAGAAUUGGCAUAACAUGCACCUGCCACACACUGCAGCCGGGUGAGGUGUGCUCCGAGCUGAAUCCAAUUGAUGCACAGCGCUGGACUGAGUUCAUGGGCAACGAUGGCAAUGGCUAUUAUGCCAACUAAAAAUCGAAGUCUAUCCUACUAAAAGCUCUUCGCUCUCUCUCUAUCUAUCUCUCUCUCUCUCUACUCUACAAUAAUUGUAAUUAAUCGAUUGUCAUUAGUGUCUGUGUGGCUGUUUCGUGUUAUUGUAACAGUAUUUAUGUGUGUCAUUGUGAAUAUUUUCGGAUUUUUUAAAAUACAAUUAAAUAUUUAAACUUA
Molecule: messenger RNA, 3303 nt
Organism: Drosophila mojavensis
Lineage: Eukaryota; Metazoa; Arthropoda; Insecta; Diptera; Drosophilidae
Exons: 6
Coding region: 73-3108 (1011 amino acids)
Molecular function (GO): protein binding
Source: RefSeq, a predicted model, not a curated record